This is a messenger RNA of Panicum hallii, 970 nucleotides long. Its product is annotated as RING-H2 finger protein ATL66-like. NCBI's taxonomy places the organism in Eukaryota, Viridiplantae, Streptophyta, Magnoliopsida, Poales, Poaceae. The record is from RefSeq and is a predicted model, not a curated record. The transcript has a single exon. Bases 206 to 757 code for a protein of 183 amino acids.
CCCGCCCGGGCCGCCCAUUUGAAGCGCGCGCUGGGACCCGAGGCCGCUCGCCGCCCAGCCCACAGAAGCAACGCGACGCCGAGUCGCCGACGCGAGGCGACGCGAGCACCCUUUCUUUUUUUUUGUUCAGGUCCGCUCAAGAGCGAGCGACGAGAGAAACUGACGGCCGCGGCAGUUUCCAGGCGCCGGGAGCGAGAGCCGCCGCAUGGCAGCGCAGGAGGCGCUGCGGUGGCGCUACGGCGACGUGGACGACGGCAACUUCGCCGUGCGCGGCCGCGGGGUGCUGGUGCUCGUGGCGCUCUUCGGCGUCCUCGUCUGCUUCGUCGCCGUCUGCCUCUACCUCCGCUGGGCGUGCCACCGCUACAACGACCGCCGCGACUCCGCGGACGUGCUGCCGAGGUGGUACACCGCGUCGUCGGCCUCCUCCGCGGCGCAGCCGGCCGCCGCCUCAUCGGUGGCCGCCGGCCUCGACGACGCCGCGAUCGCGGGCCUGCCCGUGACGCCGUACCUGCCCGCGGCAGGCGGCGCGGCGGACGACGCGGCGCAGUGCUGCCCCAUCUGCCUCGGCGAGCUCGCUGAGGGCGACAAGGUGAAGGCGCUGCCGGUGUGCGGGCACGGCUUCCACCCGGAAUGCGUGGACGCGUGGCUGCGGGCCCGGGCGAGCUGCCCUCUGUGCCGGGCCUCCCUUCUCGCGGCCGCGGCAACCACCAAACCACCAGGCGACGACGUCGGCGUCGGAGGCGAAGCUGCCGUCUGAUAAUUCCUCGCGGCAACCGUGCGCGGAGCAGCACGAGCGCGCCCGGUGCCGUUCAGGCCGGCCGCAUUCCGUCGCGCCGGCCGGUCGUGUUCAGGCCGCCGGCGGUGGAAGCUUUCAUCUGUGUACGGCACUGUAAAAAUCUCGCGACGUGGCGUUUUGCCCACUUCAUUUUUCGCAGAAACGAAACAAAGUUGCGUCCUUCCGUGGCCGUUC